This is a messenger RNA of Sphaerodactylus townsendi, 2511 nucleotides long. RefSeq names its product aminoadipate-semialdehyde dehydrogenase-phosphopantetheinyl transferase (gene AASDHPPT). Bases 746 to 1639 code for a protein of 297 amino acids. The transcript is spliced from 6 exons. The record is from RefSeq and is a predicted model, not a curated record. Gene Ontology annotation, molecular function: magnesium ion binding; holo-[acyl-carrier-protein] synthase activity. NCBI's taxonomy places the organism in Eukaryota, Metazoa, Chordata, Lepidosauria, Squamata, Sphaerodactylidae. Gene Ontology annotation, cellular component: cytosol.
UGUGUGUGUGCGUGUGUGAAGAAUUCGAUGCACAGCUAUUGGUCCUUUCUGCUGGUCGUAAGAAUGACGUUGGUUCCUCCCUGAGUUGUGUUGUCCUCUUUGGAAUCCUCCAUCCAAGGGUUGCUUUGCGAAUGUUAGUGGAUUUUUUGCAGAGCUCUGGGCUAAAUGCUGGACUUGUUGCGUUGCUGUUUUGCAACCUGAUCCGGCGCAUGCUUACUCUAAAGGAAACGGCACUGCUUUACAUGGGGCUUGCUUCUGAGAAAGUGUACCCAGAGUUAUUGCUCGCCUAGAGAAGACCCACGUGCUGCUUGUUACCUUAGAAAUCUCUCUUUCGGAGCCCCCCCCCCCCCUUAAUCAUCACCCCAGGGAGCAUGGCAGCCCCAAACUAAAUUCCAAGAAGACAUGUUACCUGGAUUGGCUGCUAGUUGAACAAGUCAAGAGGACCAGCCAUUUAUGCUUCACCUUGUGUAUCCUCCGUGUGGUGUUUCUGCAGCUAAUCUGCUUUAUCAUAACCCCAAAAGGUUAACUAGAGACAAGGGUUUCUGCAGUCAGCCAUGGUGCUUCCAAGGAGAGUGGGAAUUUGAACCCAGAUCUUUCCAGCUCAGAAGCUGCCAGCCUUCGUUCUCAUCUUACAGGCUGUGUGAGGGUACACCCUUCCCAUCCAGCCAGCACCCUUCCUUUUAUGGCCUCCUCAUACAGCGUCCUAGUGGCUUCCUUUGGAGGCGUGCUUGCUAUGUGAGAGCAGAUGCGCUGGAGGGCAUUUUCCUUUGCCUCCUGGGUCCCCUGUCGUGAGGAUUGGCUGCUGGCCAUGCGGUUGGUUCAGCCGGAAGAGAAGGAGCGCAUUGGGCAGUUUGUCUUUGCCCGUGACGCCAAGGCUGCCAUGGCUGGUCGUCUGCUUAUAAGGAAAUCAAUCGCUGAAAAGCUGAACAUUCCUUGGAAUGCAGUUCGGUUGGAAAGGAGUUCAAAAGGCAAACCCGUCCUUGUGAAAGAAAUAAGCGCCAACCAUUCCCCUUUCAACUUCAAUGUCUCUCAUCAAGGGAAUUACACAGUCCUUGCAGCUGAGCCUGGCCGUCAGGUUGGCAUUGAUAUAAUGAAGACAGCCUUGCCAGGGAGUGGUUCGAUUCCUGACUUCUUUCGCAUUAUGAAGAGGCAGUUUACAGAGGAAGAGUGGAGGACAAUCUCAUCCAUGUGUAAUGAAUGGCUUCAGUUGGACAUGUUUCAUAGACAUUGGGCAUUAAAAGAGAGCUUCAUAAAAGCCAUUGGAGUUGGAAUAGGUUUCGAUCUUCAAAGAAUUGAGUUUAAUGUCUCCCCGGUAGAGAUGGAAGUAGGAAAAACUUAUAAUGAGACAAUUAUGCUUCUGGAUGGCGAAGAAGAAAAAGACUGGACUUUCGAGGAAACCAGAUUAGAUGGUUACCAUCACGUUGCAGUCGCUCUUGGAAAACCAGAGGGGUUUGAAGAGAAGCAUGCUGAGGUGCCUUGUAGGGAUGUGACCCAGACUGCUUUCACAAUGCUGGAUUUUGAUGAUUUAGUUGCCUCUGCUGUUCCUCUCUCACCUGAAGAUCCUGCCUGCUGGGAUAACUUUUGUUCUAGGCAGGAUUCUCCAAAACUGCAGAGUUCAAAUUCAAGAAAAGACUGUUGACAAGAAAUACAUUUAAGGGCACUCAGUGGCCACAUGCUGAGGCUUUAUCAGCAGUCCAUUUGUGGGGGGAGGGGGUUUAUACGUGGAAGACGAGGAUAGUUAAAACUACCUUUGAGUUUAACGCUUCAGCUUUUUUCUAAAUGAACUGACCACCAUUUUGUCAAUUUCCUUCUUGCAGUUGGAUUUAUUCACAGAUGUUGUCUAAGUCUCUCUGUUCUUUAGCUCGUUGGUGGCUCAGGUGCCACAGUAAAUAUCUUCUAACAUAUGGAAUAAGGUGAUUUUUAUUCCCCCCCUUUUUCACUGUAGACCCUCAACUGUCCCCUCACGUUCUUCCUGCCCUCAUGAGUUGUGUUUCAGCAAAUAUAUAGCAGCAGGUGCUGGAAAGUUGAGAAAAUUGAACUUUGCUGACACAAAUGCCAUCCAUGAGCAGAGAUUUACCACAGAAUCCAAAUUAUUCGGCUUCUUGGGUUUCUUAUUGUCUCUAAAGAAACUGUUCUCACCCAUCUGCAUGCAUUUUGAGGGGAAGAUUUAUGCAAAUGAGGUUAUGGAGUAUCUUUGGAGUAUCUUUGGAGUAUCUUUGCAGUAUCCAUAAAUGCAGUGGUUGAGGGUAGAGCUACGCAUACUGUGGUAAUAGUCACUGUAGUAAGCUAAUAUAUGAACAGGGCCUUUGUCUUGUAAUAUAAUUUGCUUCUGAUGGCUGAUAAUUUUUUGUUGCCCACACAAAUUUCCUCUGCUACUAGUGAAUGGACAGGGGUGGGGGUGGGGGGCAGUGGGGAGAAGCAUGUGCUAAUGUUGUUCUUCCUCACCUCUGAAGUAAUAGGGGGUCUUUGGAGGAACCUCCAAAGCUAAAAUAAACAAAAAAGAACUAAUUA